GUGUACCGUCCAUACCUCAAUUCCUUGUAGCUCAGUAGAGAGACGCUGUUUGCCUGUGCGUCUUGGGCACGCCCUUUAUUCUCCUGCCUCUGCUUGUCGGGGUGCCCAUUCUCAUUCCCCUCUGUCGUGUUGACGUCCAUACGCGUCCCAGCAGGGCUCAUUUGACCACAGACUCCGAGCCCCAGACACUGACACUAACUGACACGCACCCCCUCAAUGUCCCUCCCAGUCAGUGUCUGGGAGGAAAAUCGGACAAAUCUUUGUAGCUGCCGAUGGUGCAUCUGGAGUGAUCUGAAGCGGGCGGGCAAAUGGCUGUUUAUUGCACACAUCAAAGCUACUGCGAGUAUUAUUAUGUACUAUUGUUUCUGACCAGGACGCCACCAACGGCAAAGCGUUCAGAAGUUAAGAACCCUUGUGAGAGAACGAAGCCACCCCGCUUUUUGUGUACAGCCCUCGCGUCGACGCCCCUACCGUCCCUGCGCCCGGCGCACGUCAAAACCAGCUCUGCUCCACCCUCACUCUCAGUAAGCCGCCCGCCCGUCGAAAGCGAGAGCUCAGACCAGGACGGCAGAGGGGCCCUUGCACAGGCCCAAAGGCCACUGCUGGUGCUUUGGCAGCCGAGCGGCGCUGCUCACUUCCUCCCACGUGCUGUCUUUCUGUGUGUGGUGUCCGUUGGUGUUCGUUGGGUGAGCAGGCGGCGUGAUGAAGGCCCUCUGCCUCGCCGUCUUCGUCGGCCUGUGUGUGGCCUCUGCUUUCGGUAAGCUGCUGAGGUGUCGCUGCAGACGAGACGAGCCGUUGCGUUAUUCCGGGUUGUGUGUAUGUGUCUCGCGUGUGUCGGGUGUGAUGUCGUUCAGCUGAAGAGUUUGAGCUGCAGAUCCUGGAGGGAGGCGAACUCUCGUCUGGCAGCAUCCUACGCCGCCUACAGAACGGAUCGGAAGGAAUCUUCGAAUUUGUGCCCGAAAUCCCACCUGUAAAGGAGACCAUACCGCUCGAGGAAAUCGAAGAGGGACUGUUCAACAACGAAGUGGACUUGGGCAACGUUGCUGGGUGCACGUGGACUGGGGGCAGGUUCGUCAUGGAUGGCGAGACGGCGAUGGCGAUGGACGCCUCGAUGCCGCUCACCCGCCGCGGCAACAAUCUGAGGACGUCCACUGCACGGGCGCCUCUGCCCAACGGCGGGGUACGGCAGCUGGUCGGGUUCACCACCAACAACUGGUGGGGCCCUAUCAACAAUCAGCCGACCAUGCAGGUCACGUGUACCACCACGUCGAUUAUUUACAACUGCUUCCAAGACUACAGGAACUACAUUUUCUAUGGCACCUACUACGUCCACGAGGGGCGGCGGCUGUUUGGAUGGAACAGCGGCGGCAACGGUGCGCUGAAGGAAUACGAGUUCGCCGUGAAGCUGAUGUGCUCCAAGGCCGAAAAUGGUGUGUAGUGUAGCGCUGCCCUCGUCAUCGCAUCUGUGUAUAGUCACUUUUGUGUGGUUGUUUUGGUCGUGGGAGGGGGUGGGGCGGGGAGGGUGAGAGAGGGGGGAGGGAAGGGGGAGGGGAUGGGCUGUUGUCAAAUGACCGCUUGCCCUUGGUACGAUCGAUGUAACUGCCAUACACAUAAAGGGGGGCACGGGACGCACACUCACAUAUCCACUCCACUUCCACCUCCACCCACACGUGGUAGGCUACGGCUCUCACUCACUCGCUCAUUCAUUCACUCAUUCAUUCCUGUCACUCUCACCUUGCAAUUCUCUGCGUCUACUAAUCGGUGUUUGUGAAACGUCCUGAUGGACGGAUGGUAGCUCACUUUUUCAGCGCUGACUUCCUGCCUGCCUGACUCUGUCACAUGAAUGUUCUGGCUGUCUGUCUGUCUGUCUGUCUUCCUGCGUGUCUUAACUCCUUUUUCG
Messenger RNA from Vitrella brassicaformis, 1900 nucleotides. The record is from the annotation of a GenBank genome assembly. NCBI's taxonomy places the organism in Eukaryota, Vitrellaceae.